Messenger RNA from Recurvomyces mirabilis, 2247 nucleotides. RefSeq names its product ATP-binding cassette, regulator of translational elongation (gene GCN20). The transcript has a single exon. The coding region runs from base 1 to 2247 and encodes 748 amino acids. The record is from RefSeq and is a predicted model, not a curated record. Gene Ontology annotation, molecular function: ATP binding; ATP hydrolysis activity. Lineage: Eukaryota; Fungi; Ascomycota; Dothideomycetes; Mycosphaerellales; Teratosphaeriaceae.
AUGGAAGGGCAAAUCCGAGCACAACUGCCCGACCUCGAUCCGGUGGUCGUGGAGUACGCCGCGGGCUAUCUCAACCAUGCAGCUCAUCAAUUCGGUGCUGAGAGCGAUCCAUUGGCCGAGGCGGCGACAGUCAUAUCUCAGCUCCUAUUAUCAGCCUCAGGUGAUCUCUCGAGCGAGAAUGAGGUGUCGGUGCAGAACCUCAUUGACAAGUUCAUACAAAAAUUGCAUGAUGAUACUGCACGUGAUGGGGAGCAGCGGCAGCAAGCACCAUUGGCCAAGAAGCUCGAGCAGACCAUCCAGGUCGGCUCCCAGCGGAAUGUAUCCUCGACGCUGGGCCUGACAGGUAACGCUGUUGAUCUGGAAUCAGCAAAUGCCAGGAAGGUGGAAUCACGGGUGGACCGCAAGAAGCUUGAGAAAGCUGAGCGUAAGCUGAAGGCCAAGCAAGACAAGAAGGAAUUUAAGACUGUCGAGUAUGAGGCGUCCAGAUUGCUCGAUCAGCCGAGUGAGCAGCAAUCAUAUGAAGAGUUCUUCAUGGCUGUCAAUCCUCUGCAGCUGGGUAGUGAUGCUCAGUCGAAGAGUAAAGAUAUCAAGGUCGACGGCAUCGAUAUCACUAUUGGUGGUAAGCGUAUCUUGUCAGACACGAAUUUGACGCUGGCGUAUGGCCGAAGAUACGGUCUUGUUGGUCAGAAUGGUAUUGGCAAGUCUACGCUUCUCAGGGCGCUCAGUAAGCGUGAGGUGGCAAUUCCAACUCACAUAUCCAUUCUGCACGUCGAGCAAGAAGUCACGGGAGACGACACUCCUGCACUACAAGCUGUGCUCGAUGCCGACGUCUGGCGGAAGCAUCUCAUGAAGGAGCAGGAGAAGAUUACGAAGGAGCUUGCUGAGCUCGAAGCUGAACGCUCUUCUAUGGCAGACACGUCUGGUGAUGCAGCGAAGCUCGACAAGCAACGCGAAGGUCUCGACAUCACUCUCAGUGAUGUGCAAGGUAAGCUCGCCGAGAUGGAAUCAGACAAGGCAGAACCCAGAGCGGCUAGUAUUCUUGCUGGCCUCGGUUUCUCACACGAGCGGCAGCAAUUCGCCACCAAGACAUUUUCUGGUGGUUGGCGUAUGCGUCUGGCACUGGCGAGAGCACUCUUCUGCGAGCCUGAUCUUCUGCUGCUUGAUGAGCCGUCGAACAUGUUGGACGUGCCAUCCAUUACUUUCUUGGCAAAUUACCUCGCAGGCUACCCGAGCACUGUCCUGGUCGUGUCUCACGACCGAGCGUUCCUGAACGAAGUGGCGACAGAUAUCAUUCAUCAGCACUCACAGCGCCUGGACUACUACAAAGGUGCCACUUUCGACUCGUUUUAUGCCACCAAGGAGGAACGCCGCAAGACUGCCAAGCGUGAGUACGAGAAUCAAAUGGCAGUACGAGCCCAUCUCCAAGCCUUUAUCGACAAGUUUCGCUACAACGCCGCCAAGUCGUCCGAAGCGCAAUCACGCAUCAAGAAACUGGAGAAGAUGCCCAUGCUCGAAGCGCCGGAGGCUGAGUACAGUGUACACUUCAAGUUCCCAGAUGUCGAGAAGCUUUCACCGCCCAUCAUACAAAUGGACAAUGUCUCCUUUGGCUACACACCCGACAAGCCUCUCCUCAAGAACGUGGAUCUGGACGUGCAACUCGACUCUCGUAUCGGUAUCGUGGGUCCAAACGGUGCUGGCAAGACGACCGCACUCAAACUCCUCAUUGGUGCACUCUCGCCAACGUCAGGUCUGAUAUCACAGAACCCUCGUCUCCGUAUCGGUUUCUUCGCCCAACACCACGUCGACGCUCUAGAUCUCAAUGCCAGUGCUGUCGGCUUCAUGGCAGCCAAGUACCCUGGAAGAUCAGACGAAGAGUACCGUCGCCACCUCGGUGCCUUUGGCAUCACAGGCAUGACAGGCCUCCAGAAGAUGGAGCUGUUGUCUGGAGGUCAGAAGUCUCGCGUAGCAUUCGCCUGUCUCGGUCUCACGAACCCACAUAUCUUGGUCCUGGACGAGCCGUCUAAUCAUCUCGAUAUCGAAGCGAUGGAUGCUUUGAGCACAGCGCUGCAGAACUUUGGCGGCGGUGUGUUGAUGGUGAGUCACGAUGUGACCAUGUUGCAAAACGUAUGCACGAGCCUGUGGGUGUGUGACAAUGGGACUGUGGAGCAUUUCGGUGGUACGGUGAAGGACUACAAGAAGCGCAUUACCGCGCAGGCUGGAGAGAGUGGAGUGGCGAUACAGCAUUAG